AUGCCCCCCCUCACUUUCGGCCUCAACUCCGCCAAAACAUCCUCAGGCGUCUCGAAGCCCGCGCAGAAACGCAAAGCCUUCUUCGAUGAUGGUGAUGAUGGAAGCGAGGAGGCCGCGGCCACGCCUCCGCCUGCUUAUGGCGCGAAGAAGACCUCAAAACCUCUACGGCCCUUAAGAGAUCUUGACGAUGACGACCAUGACCACGAACCUCCGAGAAAGUCGCCCAAGCUGUCGCAGUACGGUCUGCAGCUUCACAAAUCAAAAUCCUCGGGGUCUGCAAUGGAGACGGACAAGUAUGUAAAUCUGUCGGCCCUGCGCAGUGCCAAGUUGCAUGACGAAGAAGCCUCGAAGAUCGAUGCAUCUGUCUACGACUACGACGCUGCCUACGAAACGUUCCACGCAGAGAAAGAGAAAAAGCCAAACGAGGCAGGGGGAUCGUCAGGCCCCAAAUACAUGGGAUCACUUCUACAGAGCGCUGAGGUGCGAAAGAGAGAUCAGCUGCGAGCCCGAGAGAAGCUCCUGCAGCGUGAAAGAGAAGCAGAGGGAGAUGAAUACGCUGACAAGGAGAAAUUCGUGACUGGAGCAUAUAAGAAGCAGCAGGAGGAGAUCAGGCGCAUGGAGGAAGAGGAGAAAAAACGUGAAGCAGAGGAGGAAGAACGGCGCAGGAAAGGUGGAGGCAUGACCGCUUUCCACAAGCGGAUGCUAGAGAAGGACGAAGAGAGGAUGCGGUUGAUCAAAAAGGCCGAGGAGGAGGCCGCAAAGAGAAAGGAAGACGGCCUAGAGGAGGCGACGCCGAUUGAGGAAGAGGAAUCUGAAACGAAGAUUGCUGAGAAACUGAACAAGCAAGGAGCACGCAUCGUCGUCAACGAUGAAGGUGAGGUGGUCGACAAGCGACAGCUCCUGUCCGCUGGCCUGAAUGUGGCGGCCAAGAAGCCCGGGAGAGAGCAACAAGCCCCCACGGGACCAGAAUCUGCUCGAAAGGACGAAUACUGGAGAUCAUCCAAGGCAGUAGAUGCGCGCCAUGCUCAGCGCGAGAGACAGUCACGGAUGAUGGAGCGACAGAUCGAGGAGAUGACGGAGAAACAGAAGCAGGUCGAAGUGGAGGAGCAGAAACAACAACAGGACAAGAGUAAGAGCAAGGUCAGCGAAGCCGAUAAGAUGAGUGCCAGAGAGAGAUUUCUGCAGCGGAAACGGGAAAGAGAGGAGGAAGCGAGGAAGAAGAAAGAGGCUGGCGGUUGA
This is a messenger RNA of Fonsecaea nubica, 1239 nucleotides long. RefSeq lists its product as hypothetical. NCBI's taxonomy places the organism in Eukaryota, Fungi, Ascomycota, Eurotiomycetes, Chaetothyriales, Herpotrichiellaceae. The record is from RefSeq and is a predicted model, not a curated record. Gene Ontology annotation, biological process: regulation of alternative mRNA splicing, via spliceosome. The transcript has a single exon. Bases 1 to 1239 code for a protein of 412 amino acids.